AUGUAUGCAACAGUGCUUGCCGGGGUGCAGGGUUUGCUUCAACCAGACACCGACUGGGUUUACACCAAGAAGCGUGAGGCCCAGGAGAUCAUCCCGGGUCUCUGGCUUGGCCCUUUCGGGGCAGCCCGGGACCAGGAGUUUCUGAAACGGGUGCACAUCACAGAUGCCCUGGUGGUCCGAGCGCCGGAAGAAGCCAGAAUCAUUUGUCCAAAGUACCCCGACUUCAUCCACUAUGAGGUGCUGGAAUGCCGUGACAAUCCAUUUGAGAACAUCAUCCGGUUCUUCCCCAAUGUCAAGCAGCUCCUUGACGGAGUUCUAGCACGAGGAGGUCGGAUAUUAGUACAUGGCAAUGCCGGUAUGUCACGCUCUGCCGCACUGGUCGUUGCGUAUGUGAUGGAAAAAUUCAACCUUCCGUCCGACCAAGCGCAUACUUACGUUCUAACCCGACGGCACUGCAUCUCAAUCAAUGAAGGCUUUCGGAAUCAGAUCCGGGAGUACGAGAUGCUGCACAGAGUGCAACUGCAGGUGAAUAGCGGCCUGCUACCAGCCUUUGGCCAAUCAGCUGGCGCACAUGGGCAGAAGAGGGGCUUGGAGAUGAUGGACACCUCUGAGUGUACAGAGAAUCCCAUGCAGUAG
Messenger RNA from Durusdinium trenchii, 636 nucleotides. NCBI's taxonomy places the organism in Eukaryota, Dinophyceae, Suessiales, Symbiodiniaceae. The record is from the annotation of a GenBank genome assembly.